UUUUGCGAAGUGGAAUGAAAAAGAUGUCAGAUACAGGGAAUUACUAUGUGCUUGCUUGGACGUAAAGAGCAUAUUUCAUAUCUUAUUAUUUUGGAAACGAAAUAUUUUGCAUCAAAAUAAAGUUUUAUAUAUGUUAUUUAUACAUUAUACAAUAUUAAAAUUCAAGCUGUUCUCGGUUAUUGCACUAACCUCGAGAUCUUUGUUAAUCAGCUGUGUUGCUGAUAUGAUAUUAUUGACAUUUUGUUAAAGUUAAUACUAGUACAUACUAUAUUUGUUAGUUGCAAAAGCAAUGAAUUCUUCGCUCAAUGAGCAAUGACGAAUGCUGGUUUACCAAGUUGAAGAAAAAAGCUGUACUUUCUCUUUUGUAUAAUUAUAGAGUAACAAAACAUUUUAUCUUUAUGAUACAUUGAAGAAUUUUAAGUGACAUAGAUAGUAUUUGCGAAUACUGUGAGAAUGGACAGCCUUUUCACACAAAAUAUUUCAGACGAACCAGAGGAUAUACCACAAACAGAUGAACCAGUAUGGAUUCUUGGGAAAAAAUAUAAUGCCAUAAGAGAACUGGACAUAAUUCGUAGGGAUAUAAGAUCCAAGUUAUGGUUUACUUACCGAAAAAAUUUUGUGCCUAUUGGCGGUUACAAUUCUACAUUUACAUCCGACAAAGGUUGGGGUUGUAUGUUAAGAUGUGGUCAAAUGGUUCUUGGUCAAGCUUUAAUUAUAUUACAUUUAGGUAGAGAUUGGCAAUGGACUGCAGAAACUAGAAACAGUACGUACCUGAAAAUUCUAGAACGUUUUGAAGACAAACGAACUGCUGCUUUCUCUAUUCAUCAAAUUGCAUCAAUGGGAGCAUCAGAAGGAAAAGAAGUUGGACAAUGGUUUGGACCCAACACAAUAGCACAAGUAUUAAAAAAAUUAGUUGUGUUUGAUGAAUGGAGUUCAAUUACAAUACACGUUGCUUUGGAUAAUACAUUAAUAGUUAAUGACAUUUUAAAGCAAUGUAGAGUAGAAGGAGGAACAACAGUGGAAGCUGAUGGUGCUGUACCAUUGAAAGCACCUAGCCAAUGGAAACCUUUAUUACUUUUAAUACCUCUUCGCCUUGGAUUAAGCGAGAUUAAUCCAAUCUACAUUAACGGUCUUAAAACUUCAUUCAAAAUUCCACAAUCUCUAGGAGUAAUAGGAGGAAAACCUAAUCUUGCACUAUAUUUCAUAGGAUGUGUUGAAAAUGAAGUAAUUUAUUUAGAUCCUCAUACAACACAAAGAUCGGGUAGUGUUGGCAAAAAACUAGAAGAGGAAGAGAUUGAAAUGGAUGCUACCUACCAUUGUAAAUCUUCUAGUCGUAUACCUAUCAUGGGAAUAGACCCUUCUGUAGCACUUUGUUUCUUUUGCGCAACUGAAAAGGACUUUAAAUCUUUAUGCAAAUCUAUUCAGGAAGAAUUAAUAACACCAGAAAAGCAACCUUUACUUGAAUUAUGUGCAGAAAGAUUAGCACAAUGGUCACCAAUUGAAGACAUAGCUUCAGAAGCUACAGCAACUUCAACUUUUGUAGAUUUUGAACAUAUAGAUCCACAAUAUGAUACAUCUGAUGAAGACUUUGAAUUUCUUGGUUGACAUUUAAUCAGCAAUUAACAAAAUCUACGAUAUAAAUAAUGUAUAUAUAACAUCAAAAAUGAUCCAUUCGUACAUAAAAUACAACCAUUCAUUCAAUAUCUACAUUUGACUUAAACUAGUACUAUUUCAAAGUACUAGUAAUUGAAUAAUAAAAUAAUUUAUAUCAAAUAAUUAAAAUACUGUAUAUAUUACUUAUAGUUACAUUUUUUGGACAUGAGUGAUCUAUUCACAUUGUUAAUAUAAUAUAAUUUUGAUAUAAACGAAUUUUUCUGUAAAGAGUAUAUUCAAAUCACAAAUAAAAAGAUAUUUAAUUUUACAAACAACACAGAAUGUACUUACUUACUUUUUACACCAAUGAAAAAAAUUAAUAAUAAUAUGUAUUAAGUCUCGUAAAUAGUUAAAUUAUUUUAAUAAUUAUGCGUUAAAAAUAAUUUAAGUACACAAACAUACACAUAUUUGAAAUAAAUUAAUUUUAAACAUAAAGUAUACUAUGUGUAAUAUUUAUUUAUUUAUUUAUUCUCAAACUGUACAAUAGAAAAAAUUACUUAUUAGUUGGACUUGAUAAAAAUAUAAAAAAUUAAGAACACUCAUGUCCUUAAAAUAUUUUUGCCUUCUUUAACAGAUAAUGCAUGUGAUGAUCUUAAUAUAUAGUGAUAUGUCUCCAAUGGCAUGCAAAAGUUUUCAGUCAGAUAGUUUUCACCACACAUUACAACAGUGAUAUCUAAAAACUUUUAAUUAAUAUUGGAUCUUGGGUAUAUUGGAUACUGACUGGAAAUUUUUAAACAUGCUAGCUUUACAAUUUUUAGAUAACUGUAACACACAAUAUAAUAGUGUUUAUUUGACAUAUUGUUUUCUCUUAUUUGCGAUACACAUGUAUCUAAUAUUGCUUAAAAAUUUUUUAGAUGUCUAUUUUGGUAUAUACUGUAUACUAAAAGAUCUACUUCGCCGGGAACUUUUGUAUGCCAUUGUAUAUCGUAAAUUUACAAAAAUGAACAAAAAUCAAAUUGAAUAUUUAAAUAUAAAAACUUGAUUAUAACUUUA
Molecule: messenger RNA, 2646 nt
Organism: Bombus huntii
Lineage: Eukaryota; Metazoa; Arthropoda; Insecta; Hymenoptera; Apidae
Gene: Atg4a
Product: cysteine protease ATG4B
Exons: 10
Coding region: 454-1605 (383 amino acids)
Molecular function (GO): protein-phosphatidylethanolamide deconjugating activity
Source: RefSeq, a predicted model, not a curated record